GAUAAUUUAUAGGAAAUAAAAAUACAAUUUUUAAUAUAUUUAUAUGGUAUUACGACUGAAAACAGAUCCAAAUAUGUAUGUGUGUAUACUAUGUAUGCAUAUUAAAUCCAAUACGAUUUUUGAAGGUUUUUUAUCAACUCGCUAGGUGGAACCGACAAGAGAAAUGGCAAGGGAACCGGAUGAAGAGUUAAGGAAAGCGUUCUCGCAAUUGCAUGAGAAAAUGAUUGAUACCACGCAAAAAUUGAAAUUAGCAGAUUUGCAAAUUGACAAAUUGAAACGAUCUAAACAAUUUGCCGAGCUGACAAUGAAAGAGAUAACCUCUUAUCCUGAGAACACAAAGACGUACGAAUCAGUCGGCAGGAUGUUCCUUUUGGAUGACAUAGAUAGCAUAAAGGCCGGUCUCAAGAAACGAAUGAAAAAUGCUGAUGAAAAAGUGAAGACUUUAGAAAAUAAUAAAACGUAUUUACAACAGAACUUAAAAGAAUGUGAAAACAACAUUAGGGAAAUGAUCCAACAAAGACAGAAUAAAGACACGUCUGGUUAAAAAUAUGCUUUGUAUCUUUUUACCAAAAUUAUUGUCGUAUUAUUUGCGUUAGAAAAGCUUCAUAUGUUAGUUUUUUAUUACUAUUGUUCACUAUAUCAUUGCAUUUUUGAACUUAUGCAUAAAAUUAUGUUUCAUUUUCAACGUAUAUAAAUUAUGAACAAAACAAUUAUACAAUUUGAAAUAUGUAAUUAUGAUUAAUUGUUCUGUUAUAUUUAUGAACUUUACAGCGUUUUGUAACCUUUAUUUAUUGUCUAUAUGCUAAUUAAUAAAACUUUUUAUUAUAACAUUUAA
Molecule: messenger RNA, 835 nt
Organism: Bombus huntii
Lineage: Eukaryota; Metazoa; Arthropoda; Insecta; Hymenoptera; Apidae
Gene: Pfdn1
Product: prefoldin subunit 1
Exons: 2
Coding region: 164-544 (126 amino acids)
Biological process (GO): protein folding
Cellular component (GO): prefoldin complex; cytoplasm
Molecular function (GO): protein folding chaperone
Source: RefSeq, a predicted model, not a curated record